GUACCUCUCCCGCACCUCUCCUCCUUCCCGUCGGCACCGCCGCCAUCUUUGCUAGGUCUUCCUCCAGAUCCAACUCACAGCUUCCAUGCCCAUAGGUACCGCCGCAACCACCAUGCCCACCGUUGCCUCCUGGAUCCUCCUCCAUGUCCAUGCCACCGUCCGCCAACCUCCCAAAAACGCCUCCGCCGUCGCCCACUCGAGCAAUAACGAGAAAAUAUAUGCUUCCCUUCUCCGCCAGCGCCCGCCGGUUCCCUCCAAUCUGUACGUGUACUGCGCAGACGGCACAUUCGGAGAGACCCCCCGCGUGCUGUCAAUGGUGGACGACAUCAUCCUCUUCCACGCAUACAUCGGUCCUGCGUUCCCCUCCCCCAAGCCAUGGAAGGGGGACUUCUUCAUAUACCGGUCUGACUCCAAUCGACGGUCUCUGGAGCGUCUACCGCACCCCCAAGGUAUGAUCGGAAGGGACGAUCCAUUCGGCAUCUUUCCCCGAGAGGGCGACCGCUACACAAUCGCGGCGCUGUUACCCAGCAUAUCCUCUAUGUACGAUUUUGAACUCCACCUCUUCGACUCGGAGACUCGGAUUUGGAGCAGGAAGAAUCUGACUGUUGGGUCGCGACAGGAAAGGUUCAAGGUUGAUAUCCCCAUCAACAUAAGUCAGAUCUUACACCAUAACACAUCCACUGUGAUCACUCUUGGAGGCUCCAUGUGCUGGGUUGAUCUUUGGCGUGGUAUAUUGUUCUGUGACAUGCUCUCCGAGAAACAUGCACUCACAGGUGUUCCACUGCCACUGCCAUUGAUCUACUAUUCUGGUGAUAGAAGCAAGAUCCUAGGACCUGCGAAGUGUCACCGUAGCAUUGCUUUUCUUGAUGGAUGCACCAGGCUCGUUGAGGUGAAUUCUGAUGUCAGUAUUGCCGAAGGAACUGAAUUUGGUUGUGGCCGAACUGAAGACUGGACGAUUACCACAUGGUACAACAAUAAUGUGCAUAAUAAUUCUUAUGAUGAUUGGCAUCCGGACAUCACACUAAAAGCUUCCAACAUCAUCCUGGGCAACCACUCCGUGAAGCUGCCGUUAGGCUUGCAGUACCUUUUUGUUUCUGACCCAACUAUUUGCAUGAACAAUAGGGAUGGCUAUAUUGUUUACCUGACUGCCAGGGAGAAGUAUAUGCAUUCUAAGUCAUGGAUUAUUGCUAUUGAUUUGAAAAAGCGCAAGGUGCAAAGUGUGGUUCUGUCUGGUCCUGUACCUCCGCCAAUGCCGCGCAUUGACACUAACUACUGCACUUGUAGUAUCUCCAAGUACUGUACCAGCACUUCAACAGUAUCAGGUGGUACUUAAGAUGCUGAGCAGUCGUGUGGCAGUAAAUUCAAUGUACGAUGUCUACAAGUUCCUGGUGGCUGAGAUUGAGGAAUGCAUGUGUUUAUCACUUACUACAUUCCAAACAAUAUAUUGUUCUCCUGGUCCUGCUUGACAUCAUAUAUCUAUCCUAAUUAGCUAUAUCCUAUGUAGUGAACUGGUUAAUUAUUAUUGGCAGUGAACUGAUUACUUGUUCUUGUUGGACAUUAUGUAUCUUGAACAUUUUGUACUAGCAUGUUUAUGGUUUAAUUUUUUUGUUCGGUCUGCUUGGCUUUA
This is a messenger RNA of Triticum dicoccoides, 1627 nucleotides long. RefSeq lists its product as uncharacterized. The coding region runs from base 86 to 1333 and encodes 415 amino acids. Lineage: Eukaryota; Viridiplantae; Streptophyta; Magnoliopsida; Poales; Poaceae. The record is from RefSeq and is a predicted model, not a curated record. The transcript has 2 exons.